AUGAUCGAUGCCCGAAUUGAUUUCGAGCAGCAAGCUGAGCACGUAGGAAUUAAGGCUUCUGGAGUCAAAUCCACCUUAUCGCGUCUCAUGCCCAACAUAGGAGGUCCAAAACAGAGAAGACGAGCAUUGCUGUCGUCGGUGAUCACAUCGGUGCUCACCUACAGCAUUUCCAUCUGGGUGGACGCAUUAAAGUUGCAGCAAUCACGGCGGAGAAUUGCACCAGUCUAUCGACUGAGUGCUCUGCGAGUCGCGGUAUCCGAAGACGCGGUGUGCGUUAUAGCCAGGAUGCUCCCUAUAGAAAUGUUGGCCGAAGAACGAAGGUCAUUGUAUCAGCGGAGGAAAUCUGAGACACUGAGCGCAAUAGAACUCAGCGCAAAAGAGAGACGAAAGAAUCUACAGCAAUGGCAGGAGAAGUGGGACAACACGUCGAAUAGAAGAUGGACUCAUCGGCUGAUCCCACUGUGCCCAGUCUGCACCGAAGUCGACGAAGACGCGGAGCAUGUGCUUUUCAGAUGCCACCGCUUCCGCGAGAUGCGGCGUGUUUGGGAAUCUGACCUUGGAAGGGAGGUCUUGCCUGAAACCAUGUUGGAAGCUAUGCUGUCAUCACAGGUAGCCUGGGAUGCAACGAGUAACUUUGCGGCGGCAGUCAUCAAGGAACUCAGAAGAGAAAAACGUGAGCGCAAAGCUACAGCAUAG
Diachasma alloeum is the source of this 696-nucleotide messenger RNA. RefSeq lists its product as uncharacterized. NCBI's taxonomy places the organism in Eukaryota, Metazoa, Arthropoda, Insecta, Hymenoptera, Braconidae. The record is from RefSeq and is a predicted model, not a curated record. The transcript has 2 exons. Bases 1 to 696 code for a protein of 231 amino acids.